Molecule: messenger RNA, 1638 nt
Organism: Pseudomassariella vexata
Lineage: Eukaryota; Fungi; Ascomycota; Sordariomycetes; Amphisphaeriales; Pseudomassariaceae
Product: acyl-CoA dehydrogenase
Exons: 2
Coding region: 1-1638 (545 amino acids)
Molecular function (GO): flavin adenine dinucleotide binding; oxidoreductase activity, acting on the CH-CH group of donors
Source: RefSeq, a predicted model, not a curated record
AUGUCGCAAACUUUCAAGAUGAGCGAUGUUCAGUCGCACAACAAGCCCGAUUCGCUGUACAUUGUUGUCGACGGCGACGUCUACGAUCUGACCAAGUUCCAAGACGAUCACCCGGGCGGCAAGAAGAUCCUGCAGAAAGUCGCCGGCAAGGACGCAUCCAAGCAGUUUUGGAAAUACCACAAUGAGGGCAUCUUGAAGAAGUACCAAAAGAAUUUGAUGGUCGGAUCCCUCGACACGAAGCCAAAGGUCGAGGCUGCGAAGCCGUCAGCAGCUGUCGCCGCACCACAACCCACGAAAGAAGCCAAGAAGGUUGUCAAGCCUUCGUCUGGACAGGAGGAGUCUGAGCCACUCGAGGCAUUCGGCCAACAGAUUCCCUUCGCAGACCCUAGCUGGUAUCAGAGUUACCAUUCCCCAUACUUCAACGAGACGCACGCCGCACUACGAGCCGAAGUCCGCGAUUGGGUCGAAACCGAGAUCGAGCCCCACGUCACAGAAUGGGACGAGAAGAAGGAAGUGCCUCGAGAAAUAUUUCUCGAGGCCGGUCGUCGUGGCUACCUCGCCGGACUUCUUGGGGUGCACUACCCUGUAGAAUACCAAAAGAACACGGUCAAGUCUGUACCGCCCGAGCGAUGGGAUCUGUUCCACGAGAUGAUCGUCACGGACGAGUUGUCGCGUGUCGGCAGCGGUGGAUUCGUGUGGAACAUGAUUGGCGGUUUCGGUAUUGGCGGUCCGCCGCUGAUCAAGUUUGGCAAAAAGUCUCUGAAAGAUCGCAUCAUGCCUGGUAUCUUGUCGGGCGAGAAGCGCAUUUGCUUAGCUAUCACUGAACCCGACGCCGGAAGCGAUGUCGCGAACUUGACAUGCGAGGCGAAACUGACUGAGGAUGGCAAGCACUACAUCGUGAAUGGCGAGAAGAAGUGGAUCACCAACGGCAUAUGGUGUGAUUACUUCACGACCGCCGUACGGACGAGCGACAAGGGCAUGAACGGCGUGACCCUCCUCCUUAUCGAGCGUUCCUUCGGCGGCGUCAGCACGCGACGCAUGGACUGCCAGGGCGUCUGGUCCUCUGGUACAACCUACAUCACGUUUGAAGACGUCAAGGUGCCCGUCGAGAAUGUGCUGGGCAAGGAGAACGGCGGGUUCAAGGUCAUUAUGACUAAUUUCAACCACGAGCGCAUGGGCAUCAUUAUUCAAUCCCUGCGCUUCUCGCGCGUGUGUUACGAGGAAUCGGUCAAGUACGCCAGCAAGCGGCAGACCUUUGGCAAGAAACUCAUCGAUCACCCCGUUAUCCGCAUGAAGCUUGCUCAUAUGGCCCGUCAGAUCGAAGCCUCGUACAAUUGGCUUGAGAACCUCAUUUAUCAGUGCGAGAAGAUGGGUGAGACGGAAGCAAUGUUGCGGCUUGGUGGGCCCAUUGCUGGACUUAAGGCCCAGUCCACUCUCACAUUUGAGUUUUGCGCCCGUGAGGCGAGCCAGAUUUUUGGUGGGCUGAGUUACUCCCGCGGUGGUCAAGGUGGCAAGGUGGAGAGGCUGUAUAGGGAUGUGAGGGCGUAUGCCAUUCCUGGUGGUAGUGAGGAGAUCAUGCUAGAUUUGAGCAUGCGGCAGAGUUUGAGGGUGGCGAAAAUGACGGGGAUGAAAUUGUAA